Messenger RNA from Perca fluviatilis (European perch), 3450 nucleotides. RefSeq names its product solute carrier family 23 member 2. Gene Ontology annotation, biological process: transmembrane transport. The transcript is spliced from 14 exons. The record is from RefSeq and is a predicted model, not a curated record. Gene Ontology annotation, cellular component: membrane. Lineage: Eukaryota; Metazoa; Chordata; Actinopteri; Perciformes; Percidae. Bases 245 to 2182 code for a protein of 645 amino acids. Gene Ontology annotation, molecular function: transmembrane transporter activity.
UCAUAGGAUCCAUCAUCACAGCAGCAGGCGCAUGACUGUUAAGUCAGAGUAACUACAGUACUGAGCCACUCUCUUUCUCACUGUGAUACCCGGUUUCCCUGGUGACGUGAGGCGGUCGUUGAUGUUGUCCUAUUAGGUCUGCGAUCAGUCAGAGUUUUACUCCCACCGUGUUUGAUCGUUGAUCUGUGUGGAGUCCACUUCAGACCAGAAACAACUAUACGCCACCUUGCCUCAUUUUAUCAGAAUGCGUCUCAGUACAGAGGAGAAAAUUGAGCUGGGACUCAAGGACCUGGGGACAGUCAACCAUGCAUUUGGGGACAAAGACAGUGAUGAACCGCCACAGCUGACUGUUGACAUUGGGGAAACACACACGGAGGCCCUGGGGGAGACUGUGGACAAACGUGCAGAUUUGGUUUACUCCCUCAAUGACAGGCCGCCGUGGUACCUCUGCAUACUGCUCGGUUUCCAGCAUUACAUCCUCGCAUUCGGGGGCAUCAUAGCAGUCCCACUGAUCCUGGCCGAGCCCCUCUGCAUAAAGGACAACAACAUUGCCAAAAGCCAGCUGAUCUCCACCAUAUUCUUUGUGUCGGGACUAUGUACACUGCUGCAGACAACUGUCGGUAUCAGGUUACCGAUCCUCCAGGGAGGGACAUUCAGUUUUAUCACUCCGACCCUAGCCAUUCUCGCUCUACCGAAGUGGCAGUGUCCAGCCCCAAAAGAAUCUGUCAUGCUGUCCGUGCAGCUGCAGAACAGCACCAGCCCUCAGCAAAUGGAAAAUUCUGAUGAGGUCUGGAUGUCACGAAUGCGUGAGAUCCAGGGGGCCAUCCUUGUGUCCUCUCUGCUCCAGAUCGUCCUGGGUUUUUCCGGGCUGGUGGGUCUUGUGCUGAAAUACAUUGGCCCGCUGGCUAUCGCUCCCACCAUCACCCUCAUCGGCCUGUCACUGUUCAUUGAAGCUGGGAAGAAGUCUGGAGGUCACUGGGGAAUAGCUGCUCUCACGGUCUGUCUGAUCCUCCUGUUUUCCCAGUAUCUCAGCAAAGUCGAUGUUCCAAUGAUUGCUUACAAGGAUAAGAAGUGGAAGGUUUUCCAGUAUCCACUCUUCAAGCUCUUCUCUGCUUUGUUCGGGAUGUGUGGCGCCUGGCUGGUCUGCUUCUUACUGACAAUCUUUGACGUCUUUCCUUCAAAGUCCGAUGAGUAUGGCUUCUCAGCCAGGACUGACAUCAGCCUGGAUGCUGUGGCAAACUCCCCUUGGAUCCAUGUGCCUUACCCAGGUGCUGGAGUAUCGGCAUUAUCGACCCAAGACGAUGACGACAUGUGCUUUAAAGGGGAAUUCAAGAAGUUCAGCGGGAAAAUUAUUAAGGGAAAGGUAACAGUCCAAGGUCAAUGGGGUAUGCCCACAGUGAGUGUGUCUUCAGUGUUGGGUAUGAUGGCAGGCGUCUUGGCCUCGACCAUGGAAUCAAUCGGUGACUACUACGCUUGUGCUCGCUUGUCUGGCGCCCCUCCUCCCCCGACUCAUGCCAUAAACCGAGGUAUCGCAGUGGAGGGCAUUGGCUGCAUCCUGGCUGCACUGUGGGGAACUGGAAACGGAACCACCUCCUACAGCCAGAACAUCGCUGCACUGGGCAUCACCAAGGUUGGCAGCAGACUGGUCCUCCAGACGACCGGCAUUCUGAUGAUCGUCCUGGGGAUCUUUGGGAAAUUUGGAGCAGUUUUUAUCACCAUCCCAGACCCGGUCAUUGGAGGCAUGUUCCUCGUUAUGUUUGGAAUGAUCGCAGCAGUGGGGAUAUCCAACCUUCAGUAUGUGGAUCUUAACUCGUCCCGUAACCUGCUCAUCCUUGGCUUCUCUACCUUCAGCGGUCUUGUUUUACCUACCUGGUUUCACUCCAAUCCCGGCAUCAUUGACACAGGAAUAAAAGAGCUGGACCAAGUGAUUGUAGUGCUCUUCACCACACACAUGUUCAUCGGAGGAUUCUUUGGAUUUAUACUGGAUAACACCAUUCCAGGCACUGAUAAAGAGCGGGGCAUCAAAAGCUGGAGAGACAAGGUGCAACAGGAAGGCAGAAACUUUUGUGACCAGUCGUGCUAUGAUAUCCCUUUCUGCAAUGGUGUUUUGAAACGGUUUAGAUGCUUCCAAUACCUGCCCUUCCUCCCUUCUUACAAGACCACCCAACAGGGGGCAUCCUAGUGAUGAAGUUUUAACUUACAGGGUAGCAUUGUUGCUGGACUAAUAGCCAAUCAGUAUUUGAGGUUUUAUUAAAUAAAUUCUAUCUAAACAUUAUAUCUUCUUAAGGACUUCCAAGUUCAAUACUUUUGUCCUUAUAUAGAGUAAAACAUUGAUUUAAACGUUUUAAUGAAUUUUGAUAACAAAGUCGAGGUACUGUGUCUCCUUACAGUUGGAAUUCAACAAAAUAAACCCCCUCCAUGUCUAGCUUAAUAAAACAUCUGUAGUGCCUGAACAAGCAAAGAGCAGCAUGAUACACUUAGGAAGAAUCAUCAGUCCUCACAAAGAGCUUGCAAAGACAUAAAUUAGACACUCCUUUAAUUUGUGAAAGAGAGAUUUUGAAGCUGAAACAUUUUGUUUAUUUAAGAAAAAUGUCUCUUGGGUGUGCAAAGCUUUUUGAGGCUUUGAGCAUGCACGAAAUCUUUGCAUUACCCAUGUUUCAUACACAGCCGAUUGACCUUAAGAAUUUUUACCUUACCUUAUUUUACCUUCAUUUUACCAGGAAGUCUCAUUGAGAUAAAAAAUAAAUUAAAAAAAAUCUCUUUUACAAGAGACCUGGCCAUGGUAGGAGUGCUAAAAAAUGUAAAACAUAGUAAAAUACAACAUAUCCUCGCUGUCGGUUGAAAAUCUUGUAUGUCCAAAAAAAUUUAAAAAAUGUUAGUAUGUCUGAAAGUAUGAAUCCAACAUAAAAUAAUAGCAAAGAUAAAUUUGCCUAUUGGUGGAAAAAAAACGUUUAAUUUACACAUUGAACAUAGGCUUACUAUAGGUAAGGUAGCCACUAUGGUAGCCAUACAGUUAAGCUUUCGGAUUUACUGUGCUUUCCACAUGGAUGUUUAACGUUUAAACAUGAUGUAUAAACAGCAUCCGUUUAUUUUCAUCCAUUCGGCCCAGUUUAAAAUGCAACUGAAUUGUAUACAGUAUAUGCAGCAGGGGGUCCCUACUCAGUCUCUCAUUCAGCUAAGGGGUCCCUGCCCUAAAAAAUGUUAAAUACCCCUGCUCUAAACUGUUUAAAUAUUUGUAAAACCCACAGACAAAUGUAAAAGUUGAUCAAUAGCAUUGAUUUAUGAAAAAAAAUGUAAGUGGCGAAUUAUGGAUAUACACGGUUUCUGCCCGACAGCGACAUUAUUCAAUAUGAUAUUAGUGCCGUCAGUUAAACGCGUUAUUAACGGCGUUAACGCAAACACAUUUUAACGGCGUCAAUUUUUUUAUCGCGAGAUUAACGCUCUUUUUAG